CCCUGCGCGCAUUGUCGCGCACCUCGUGCAGUCGCGCAGUCGCGAGUCGCGCACAUUGCACAUCACAUUACGAUUCCGCCGAACCCGCGCAAACUGCGCUAUUAUUUAUUUUUUAAUUUUUCAAGCUUUUAUGUUUCAGGUGGAUUUUAUGAAAUGAAUCAAGUAAAAAUAUUCGAACAAAAUGAGCAUAUUAUAUUCAGUUAGAUUAGUCACCUUGGAUUCUUGUAUGUGUGUACCUAUUGAAGGUUUGGAUGUUAUGUACUCUGAAUUCAGGGGUGCUUCUGUAAAUCAAGUUCCAAUUUUGAGGUUAUAUGGAUCAAUUCCUACAGGUGAAAAAAUAUGUGUUCACAUACAUGGAGUCUUCCCAUAUUUUUACAUUCCUUAUGAGGGUGGCCAGGAUGCAAGCAGUUUGAUGUACAAAAUUGCUGCCAGUAUUGACAAAGCUGUAAAUAUAUCUUUGAAUCAAGCUUCAUCAAGAUCACAACAUGUUUACAAGAUAACAUUAGUUUCUGGAAUACCCAUGUAUGGUUAUCAUAACAGGAACCAUCAGUUUUUCAAAGUCUACCUUUACAAUCCAUUACUCUUACGUAAAGUUACCAGUUUGUUGAGAAACGAGUCCACCCUAGGAAAAUUAUACCAACCACAUGAGGCUCACUUGAGUUUCGUUUUACAAUUCAUGAUUGAUUACAAUCUUCAUGGCAUGAGCAACAUGGUAUUAUCGAAGAUAAGAUUCAGAGAAGAUCCUAACAGACCAAACCAAAACAUAGAUCCUGAUAUGUUUCUACCAGGAACAGUUAACAAAAUGACUGUAUGCGAACUUGAAGGGGAUUGCCUAGCAGAAGAUAUAUUGAAUAGAGAAGAAAUUGCGUCCGGAAAUAUUGCUGCAAAUCCAGGAAUUGCUGCACUGUGGGCUGAUGAGCAACAAAGAAGAAGGAAUAAAGGAGAAGAUUCACAAAUUGAACAUUUUCUUGAGUUGGAAAGGGUCGAUGUUGAACCAACUAAGUCACAUUUUAUCUACAAGCAGGCACUUAGAGAAAGACUUGCUGUUUUCUCAACAGAAAUGAAUGUUGUUGAUAAAAUGAAUGAUUCAGUUUAUCCUGCGGAAACACCUGAUGAUGCUAAUUUACGGAAUGCAUCGAUGGUUGAUUCCCAAACCCCUUCUAGCAGUUUGGAUGAAACCACCUUUGUCAGUGAUUUAGAUGAAACUAUCAGGCCAUUUCAAGAUUCGGAGGCCAAUAUGACUCUAGAUCAAGAUGCUUUGAACCUUCUGGAAUUAUUGAAUGAAUUAGAGAGUGCCAAAGAAGAUAUCGAAGAAGAUAGUAUACUAACACAAGUGGAAAAAGAAGAGGAAGAAGACAAUAAUUUGGAUUUGAGUAUGGCCAUGGAACCAAUGGUUACACCAAAGAAAAUAGAGGCAUCCAAAGAAGAUGAUAGUGAGGAUGGAAAUGAUUUGUGGAAAGAUACUAUUAUACCCCAACUAGAUGGAGAAAGUGGUAAUUUCAAGGUAGCCUCUCAUUCUUUCAAAUCUAGAAAGAAAUUUAAGAAUCUCCAUUUUAUUGAUAAACCCAUGAAAACCCAGAAAAAGGAGAUGGAAGCAAAGAAAAGACACAUAAAGAAAAUUUUGUAUGUAAAAUUGGUGAAAUGUGGUAGGAGUAUGCCGGAUCUGGAUGAAAUCUGGGAUGGAACUACAGAAAUCAUAGAACAAAAUCAUUUUAGAAAUUUCAAAGCUAAAAAGACAAAAACUGUCACAUUCAAAAGACCUAUAUCGUGCAUUAUUGGUGAUAAAAUAAGUCGAUCUAAUUGUAGAAAAAAGCGAAAAUUAACUAGGAAAGAAAAAAAGGAGAGGGAGUUGAGAAAAACUAAAGAAGAGAUUAAGAAACUUGGAAAUAGAAUAAAGAAGAUCAAUAGGCAAGACCAGAUAGCAGCUAUAAUGAAAAAGUUACAUGAGAAGGAAAAUGCUCUAUAUUUGCUACUGGCUAAAAAUAUCCAUCCCAAGUUCAGAGCUAUUCCCAAAAAUAAAGUUAAACCGCCGUAUCCUCUCAGGCAAAAUGGAAUAGAAAAUAAUUACUCUGAAGUGAAAAUCAUCAGUGACAUCAUCAAAAGGUCAGGAAACUAUGUAGAGCCUACAUUAUAUAUGAAAGUCAGAUAUCCUAACUACAACUUCUUUCUCUACAAUUUCAAUAAAAGAAUUAUACCUUCAGUAACCCGUAUCCCAAGGAAAUUGUGCAGCAGGAAUGAAGAUGCAUUGCAAAGGUUUAUGGAUGAGAAUGUGGAAUACAGAAGAAAAUCAAUUAUUAAUAAAGAAAUUACUAAAAAAAUAUUGAUAUUACCUCACAUUCCACUAGCAUUUACUGGAAGUGAAAACGUUCAUAAAUAUAUUGAUAAGAAUAUUGAGGAAAACGAGGAACUUAUACAGACUGCCGAUGUAUUGAAUAAAAAUGAGAACACUUUGGCUAAUAGCCUGAGGAUUAAUAAUCUGACAGGGAAUGAAAUAACUACGGUUAGGCAACAGUUUAUUGAUCAUCUUUCAGAAAGUAACGCAUUCAAUGAAAACCAUAAAGAAAAUAUUGGAAACAUAAGAAAAUCCCUUCGAAUAAAUUCUCCUGAAUAUAAAAAAUGUAGUUACAGAAAAUUGCUGGAGAUUAGGUCACCAAAUAUUCCGGAAAUAAAAAAUAUUAACAAGGAUCAGUGGACGAAAAAGGCCAAUUAUAGUAACCAGCUAUGUUCAGAUGGAACUGCAUAUCUCUAUUCAUCUGAUAGCAACUUAUCAAAGCAAAAAAAUAAAACUAGGACACAAUCAGGCAAUCGGACAUUAAAAGGCAUCUUACAAAUACAUCACAAUGGGAUUCUUGUUAAAAAUCAAUUCAUAAUCAACUCUCUAGAUGGUACAGUGGACACUUCCGAUGAUGAAAAGACAGAAAGCCAUUUGAGAAAAUCUGGAAACAGUUCAGGUGGUAUUGAAACGAGUCCAUCCAGAAGAUCAAAUCGAAUAAAAGCUCAUCUGCUAAAAUGUUCUUUGGACGGAGCAAUCGACUCGAGUUCAUCGGAAGAUGAAAAAAAAAGCACUAAACGUAGGAGAUAUCCAGCAUUGCCAAUUUCUAUCACCAAGUCUCCUAGUGCCCACUCAAAAGUACCAGCUGACACACAUCUGAUGUCAAUAAAAAACACAAAUUGCGAAGAAGAGACGUCUUCAAUAGUUCAAAUAACUUCAGUCUGUGAUUCUAAUGUUAAGCGUCAAUUAUUUACUGAUGACAUCUGUCUACAAUCCACAAUAAUUGAGGAACAUAAAGCUUGCAGCUAUUACCCUAGCUCCCGAGAAAAAAAUAUCCUGGAAAAUGUUGAAGAUGUAAGCAAAAAUGUUCAGAAUAAUAUUUCUGAUGAUAGUUCUGUAGAACAUUCACUUCCUGACGAUAAUUCGAGCAAUGAGAGUACGAUCCAUGCUGAUGACAACUUGAACCAAUCGUUUUUUUGUUCACAAGCGAUGAAUCUGAAUUUACUAACCACAGCCGAAAAGUAUGAUAAAGAAACUAAAUAUCAUGCCAAAGAGGGAACUUCUAAAGUAUUGACACCUAUAGAAUCAAAUUCAUUGUCUCAAAAUAGCCAGGUACUCAAUUGUUCUUCUGAAAGUUCAAGCUCUGGUCUUAUAACCCCUUAUCAACGAGUUAAAAAUGAACCUGGCACAUUAUUAGCUAAUAUUCCUGAGGAUAAUGAUGUUGAAGACCUUGAAAGCUCAAGUACUAUUUUUUCAUCUGAAAAUUGUGAUAUAUCAAGAAACGUUGAAUCUCAAUCAGAAAUUAGUUCUGAAUGUAUUGUCCUUGCUGCAAAGAAAAUAGCACCCUCUAGAAGAGAUGUUAUCGAUUCUCUUGAGGCACUUCAUAUACCUUUAGUUGAACAAAAAAAGCCAUUUUAUAGUAAAGUUGCAGAUGUCACUGGUAGUAUAGAAGUGGGAUUUGAUGUACUCAAAAUAAAUAGUGAAACUUCGACACACUUACCAGAAUUCGAAACACAGACUGAUAGUUUGAAUCGUUUGAGAAAAUAUACUCUAGAUAACUUGCCCUCCGGAAUCCACUGGAGAAAAAACAACAUUAAGAAUGUAAUACUUAGUUUUUGUAAGGAUAGAGAUUGCAUCAUUGAACCUGUAAAGAAACCUCCUACUGGUAAAAUGGUUUAUGAUUGGAUAAAUGAAAAACAGAGAAGUAGCAUCCGACAGACAUCAGAAGACAAAGUAAAAAUGCAUGUACCGUUGAAUCUUGGAGCUAAAGAUGAUGAGAGUGAUAUGGAUAUGUCACUUACACUCACCCCUUGUACCCCCAGAACCUCACAAAACUCUACAAAUCAAAGUACAAUAAUUUCGAAUACCCCAAAGUCUUCAAACACGUCAGAAGGCUGUUCUAGUCCUACCAUUGGAAAGAAGUUUAGGAAAAAAUAUAUGCGCAAAAAAAUAUCGAAUACUCUGAAUAGGCCACUUGUUCCUAGUCAAGAUUACUCUGUCAACCAAUCCUGUCAAAUAACGGGGGUUACGAUAUACAAUAGUUUCAACAGGUCCGCACAGAACCUUCAAGAUGCUCGUGCCAUCAUAGAACACCAAAAUUUGACAGUACUUGUCAUGGAAUUACACGUUAGAACUCGUGGUGAAUUCAAACCAGAUCCAAUCUAUGAUUCGAUAAGAGCAAUAUUUUAUUCAAUUCUUCAUGAUGUACCUGAACCUAAAACAAAACCAUCCAAUUGUAAUGGAGUAAUAGCUAUCAACACUUUACCCUUAAGUCCUAAUGCUGAUAAAUUACCAAUACUCAAUGGGAUUGGAGUAGAUUGUGACAUAGCUUAUGUAGAUUCAGAAGAAAACCUGAUCAAAGAACUCUUGAAGCUUAUGACAUAUUGGGAUCCCGAUAUAUUGACAGGUUAUGAGGUAGAAUUAUUAUCAUGGGGGUAUAUUAUUGAGCGAGCCAAUGUCAUAGGGAUAAACCUACAACCUCUACUGGGUAGAACAAAAAUCCACAGUCUGAGAUGGAAGGAUGAAGAUGCACCAAAUGAACUCAAGAUUAUAGGUCGAAUCGUUCUGGAUGUAUGGCGAUUGAUGAGACAUGAAAUAGCUUUGCAAAGUUAUACUUUUGAAUCAGUUAUGUCUCGUAUUUUAAAUCGAAGAAUUCCACAUUAUCCAUUUAAGGAUUUGUCGUUUUGGUGGGAUCAUCGAACAAAUUUGUAUAGGCAUAGAACCGUGAAGUACUAUUUGACAAGAGUUGAUGGCAUUUUGGAGCUUUUUGAGAAGCUGGAUAUUCUUGGAAGAACAAGUGAAUUGGCUAGGUUAUUUGGUAUACAAUUCUAUGAAGUUUUAUCUAGAGGUACUCAGUUCAGAGUGGAGUCCAUGAUGCUUCGCCUAGCAAAGCCACUUAACUUCAUUCCUGUUUCUCCUACUAUUGAACAAAGGGCCAAAAUGAAAGCUCCAGAAUAUAUUGCUUUAGUCCUAGAGCCCGAGUCUAAGCUAUAUAAUGAUCCCGUAAUUGUUCUGGAUUUCCAAAGUCUGUAUCCUUCAAUCAUAAUUGCUUACAACUAUUGUUUCACAACCUGUGUCGGAAGGGUGGAUCGUUUGGGGAAAAAUGGACCCUUUGAGUUUGGUGCCACACAGCUGAAAGUGUCGAGAAAGAGAUUGCAGAAACUUGUUGACAGGGAUUUGUUGAAUUUUGCUCCGUGUGGAGUAGGGUAUGUCAAGAAAGAAGUAAGAGAUGGGAUAAUGCCAAGAAUGUUGAGAGAAAUCUUAGAUACUAGGCUUAUGGUCAAGAAUGCUAUGAAAGAAAAUAAGGAUGAUAAGGUGUUGCAGAGAGUACUUCAUAAUCGACAACUAGGUCUCAAGUUAAUCGCUAACGUUACAUAUGGUUAUACGGCAGCUAAUUUUAGUGGGAGGAUGCCUUCAGUUGAAGUCGGAGAUAGUGUAGUUAGUAAAGGAAGAGAAACCCUCCAAAGAGCCAUCGAAAUGGUUGAAAACACUCCCGAAUGGGGUGCCAGAGUGGUGUACGGCGACACCGAUUCUUUAUUCGUGAUCGUUCCCGGAAAAACGAAAGAACACGCCUUCAGUGUGGGUAAAAAAAUUGCCGAAGCCGUCACCAAUGCCAACCCAGAUCCCAUCAAAUUGAAAUUGGAGAAGGUUUACCAACCUUGCAUAUUGCAAACUAAAAAACGGUAUGUCGGGUAUAUGUAUGAGAGCCCUGAUCAGAAAGAACCUGUUUAUGAAGCCAAGGGCAUUGAAACUGUUCGAAGGGAUGGAUGUCCAGCAGUGAGUAAGAUGCUUGAGAAAUGUCUAAGAAUACUGUUCGAAACCAAAGAUAUCAGUCAAGCCAAGAAAUACGUUUUGAGACAGUUUGACAAGAUUAUUGCUGGUCGAGCCAGUAUUCAAGACUUGAUAUUUGCUAAAGAAUAUCGUGGUGCAGCUGGAUAUCGUCCUGGAGCAUGUGUACCAGCGUUAGAACUCACCAGAAAAUGGACUGCUGUGGACAAACGAAACGAGCCAAGAAGUGGCGAACGAGUACCGUACAUCAUAGUGAAUGGUCCACCUGGCUUACCUCUCAUCCGAUUAGUACGCAGUCCUAGAGACUUACUUCAGAAUCCUUCUCUGAGGCCAAACGCCAUCUACUACAUUACGAGAGUUAUUAUACCACCCAUAAACAGGUGUUUCAAUUUGAUUGGAGCUGAUCUCAACUCUUGGUUCAAUCAGAUGCCCAGGAAAGUUACUCAGAAUCUAGCCGGCUCAGUUUCUCCUAAAAGAAAAAGCACCAUAUCCCAGUACUUCUUGACAAAUUCUUGUGCAGCUUGUGGUGAUCAAACUCAAACCGGUAUCUGUCUGAAUUGUUGCAAUGAUUCCCAAAAAACGAGCAUUAUUCUUAUGGAAAAGAUGAGGAUGUGGGAAAGGAACCAUCAAAACAUUAUUUUAGUAUGUCAGUCUUGUACCUCAACUCUAACUGAAGUCAAAUGUGAUUCUCUGGAUUGUCCAAUUCUGUAUCGUAGGGUUCAAACAGGUCGUGAUGCUCAACAAGUUCCUUAUAUAAGGGAGUUGUCACUAUCAAGUGAUUUAUUAUUUUAGUUUUUUUAUGCUCGUUAGUUUAGGAUUUUUGAUGUUGAGUUUUUUUUAUGAUCAUUUUGCUUUAUAUUUUUAGUUGUUAUAGUACUAUUUCAUUACUGUGAUAGUUACCAGUUUUAGAAAGUUACCAGUCUUUCUUUUUAAAGUAUUUUUGAGAUAAGUUUUUCAACAAAUUAGGUUGAUAUUUCAAAGAAUUUGUUACUUUCAUGCGUAUAGAAUGCGUGUUUUUUAAGAUUCCAUAUUUUAUGAAGUUUUAAUUAUUUUUAAAAUGUGUUAUUGUUAUCCCUAAGUAUAGUCAUAAGAUUAAUGUUGAUAGUGGCUGGCCCAAUAAUUUCUUCGAAUAUUUUCCACGUCAAUAAUUCAAACAUUGGAUAUUUUGAAUACAUUUUCAGAGCUGAGAUUUGAUGUCGGUUGAUCCAAUCAAAUGUCAGAUAAUGUAUUAUCUUUUCUCGCCAGAUUGAAUGAUGGAAUUUCUUCUUUUUAGUCGGGAUUUUAUUGUUUUGUUAUUCUUAUUAUUAUUAUUAUGUUAAGUUUUUCAAAUUGAUGAGAAUGAUGCAUGCCAUAGUGAAAUUUGUCUCAAUAGUGAUUUAUUUCACUUUUGUAAAUCAAAACAAUGUCAAUAUAUUUUUGCAAUUAAGUAUAUAACUUUAU
Molecule: messenger RNA, 7720 nt
Organism: Phaedon cochleariae (mustard beetle)
Lineage: Eukaryota; Metazoa; Arthropoda; Insecta; Coleoptera; Chrysomelidae
Source: the annotation of a GenBank genome assembly